GCUUACUUCUCCUCUUUCUUCCUGUUCGGACUGAUAGCGAAAGUGAAAGACAGCAGCGGUACAACAUUCAGUCUGCCCGCUCGGAUGAAUCACUGUAUGUAAAAAAUAAAACAUUAAAAUGCCACGAUGUCCAAACCUCGAUUCAAAAUAUGGAAGCAUAAAUCAUUACACGGUAAUGAAAUUCAGAGAGAAACUCGAAAACUUGUCCAUCUCAGAUCACCAGGGCCUGAGCAGUCCGGGGCUGACCUGCUAUCUGAACAGCGUCCUGCAGGUCCUCUUCAUGACCGAAGAGUUUAGGGAAGCAGUGAAAAGAGAUUGGAGUAAAAGUCCAACAGCAACCAUUGAUUUCCACCUGGGGGAGCUUUUCUAUACUUUAGAGGGAGGCAUGGCCAAAACACACAACAUCACAAAAACAUUGGGCAUCAAAGACGUUUUUGAGCAACGUGACGCUGCUGAGUACUUUGAGAAGAUCCUCUGUCGUACCAAUCCAGACGCCGCUGAGAUAUUCAAAGGUGAGCUGAAUCAUAAAACCACCUGUUUAAACUGCAAGAAGACAAACAAUUCGAAAAACUUCUUCUGGGUCCUACCGCUGUCAAUGGGAGACUCAACGUCUAGAAGCUACAGCGUGCUGAAAGGUUGGAGGAGUUUCUUUAAGGCACAAAGAGUCUGUAAGGACAACCAGAUGUUCUGCAGUCACUGCAACCAAAAGCACGACGCCGACGCUGAGUACGAGAUGACGCACUGUCCAGAUGUUCUGACGCUGCUGCUGAAGAGGUUCUCCUUCGACUACCAGCAGAACCGUUACGUCAAGCUGAACUGCAGAGUUGAUGUGGCCCAGACUUUAGAAAUCAAGAACUGCAGGUACGACCUCUACGCUGUGGUUCAUCACUUCGGUGAUCUGAUGGGAGGCCAUUACACUGCAGACAUCAAGUCCUUUGAAACUGGAAACUGGUACUGCUUCAAUGACAACACCGUUAAAUGUAUCAAUGAAGUGUAUGUUAAAUCUGGACAAAACCAAAUAAGAUCAUCGACAGCUUAUCUCCUGAUGUACAAAAUGAUGAGUGGACGGCCCGAGGAGACUGAUGGGAGCGCUAUGGGAGAUUGUUUUCUUCUGUCACCUGAAAUGGGAGACAGAUGUAAUGAGGCAAAACCAAGAGACGAUCUUGUUUUUGAAGAUCUCCUGAAAACUGAAAGCCAUAUAGAAGACAUGUGGCAUUUGAACGGUGAUAUGACCAGAGAUGUUGAGUUCAAGAAGAAACAUUCAAACUCUUCCAGAGGAAGGAAUGAACAAUUGAACCAAAGAGCAACACAAAGGAAACCAGAGGGAUUCAUGUGGCUACCAGCAGACACUGAAGCAAAGGAUUCAAAUGUGCAAAUGUGUUAUAAUAACACAGAUAAAUUCUCAGACCGGAUGUUUCAAAGCUCCAGCUCUCCUAUUAGAGAUAAAGGAGUAAAUGAGUCCAGGGACAAACUGGGUAACUAUAAGACAAACAAAGAUCUUUAUUAUCACAGCCCUACAAAAGGAAGAGUCGAGUCUGGAGGAACCACAGAUGUGUUUUGUUACGGGGAGGAUCCAGCUGUGGCGUCAACACAAAGAAAUGGCCUGACAUUUACUAGAAAGACUUGUAGCAAUGGUGUUAACGCGUCAGAUUUAUCACAUAUAGGGGCCUCACAGUCUCUCAGAACAGAAACUGGAUCCAGUGGUUUGCAACAUUUUAGGACAACAUCAAAAAGCUAUCAGGGAAAAGAGAGAACUGGUACGACAGACGGCAGCUUGAGACCUAAGAUCCUGGAAAGGGAAAAACGUUACAGCCCAGGCAAGAGGAAUCAAACAAUAAAACAACACUGGAAAUGAAAGAACACAUGUUUAUUUUAAAGUAAGGUUUGAAACAUUUCAUUUAGUGUUGUCAGUUUCUGAGGGCAGUUUGUCUCUUAGAUUUACUGUUUGAAUUAUUAACUAUUUUCUCUGAAGUUGAUAUUCACUCAGGAGGUGAUUGAGCUAUUAAAACAGAAAUCGGCAUUAAACUAUUAAUUAUUUGUUCUA
Molecule: messenger RNA, 2044 nt
Organism: Xiphophorus maculatus (southern platyfish)
Lineage: Eukaryota; Metazoa; Chordata; Actinopteri; Cyprinodontiformes; Poeciliidae
Product: ubiquitin carboxyl-terminal hydrolase 47-like
Exons: 12
Coding region: 119-1855 (578 amino acids)
Biological process (GO): protein deubiquitination
Cellular component (GO): cytosol; nucleus
Molecular function (GO): cysteine-type endopeptidase activity; cysteine-type deubiquitinase activity
Source: RefSeq, a predicted model, not a curated record